This is a messenger RNA of Thermochaetoides thermophila DSM 1495, 1011 nucleotides long. RefSeq names its product putative antiviral protein. Lineage: Eukaryota; Fungi; Ascomycota; Sordariomycetes; Sordariales; Chaetomiaceae. The record is from RefSeq and is a predicted model, not a curated record. The transcript has 4 exons. Gene Ontology annotation, cellular component: Cdc73/Paf1 complex. The coding region runs from base 1 to 1011 and encodes 336 amino acids. Gene Ontology annotation, molecular function: protein binding.
AUGUCAAAACAAUAUCUCUCCCUCCACACGGUGGACGACGCCCACCCAACAGACAUUUUCGCCCUCGCCCCAACCCCAACUUCUCUCCUCUCCGCCGGCGGCUCGUCCUCUCUCCGCGUGCACUCCACGACCGACCCAACCUUCCCCCUCAUCCAAACCAUCCCCAACGCCCACAAGCUCGGCUGUCACCACCUAGUCACCGCGCGCCACGGCCUAGGGAAUGUCGCGGCCUCUGUUGGCUUCGGCGGGGAGAUCAAGAUCUGGCGCAAAAAGUCUCAAGGGAAUAAAGAAGAAUGGGAGCUCGACUGGGAGAUCCCCCCUACGAAGAGUAACGAAGACGGCGGGGUGUCGGGCGAUGUGUGGGCCGUUGCGCUGAGUGCGGAUGAGGGGUAUUUAGCAGCGACGACCAGUGACGGAAGGAUUGUGGUGUGGGAUUUGGGGGCGCGCGAGAAGAUCCAGACAUAUGAGACGGGGGCGAGAGGAGGGGGCAGUUUUGCGCUGUGUGUGGAUUUGAGUCGGGAUGGGAGGUUGACGGCGAGUGGACAUGAGAAUGGCGCAGUGUAUGUGUUCAAUAAUGAUGCGGGGAGGAUGGUUUACUCUCUGUCAGGCCUCUCUAAACCCGUCCGUGCCGUCUCCUUCUCCCCCGGCUGUAAACGCCUCGCGGCAGCCGGCAACGCCGGCGUCAUCGCCAUCUACGACAUGGACCACGGCGAGCACGUCGCCAACAUGAGCGCGCCGAACCCUCGCCCGGCAUGGAUCACGUCUCUCGACUGGAAUGAUACGGGCGACUACCUCCUGAGCGGGUCCCUCGAUGGCAAGGUGAAGGUGUGGGAUGUUGCGAGGGGCGCGUGUGUCGCGACACAUACUGAGACGGAGGCUGCGUUGUGGACGGUGAAGUGGUUGCCGAAAACGGAGAGGGCGCUCGCGCCGGGGAUGGGGAGAGGAGAGAUGUUUUGCGCGGCUGGAGCGAGUCGGAGCAUUGCUUUCUACAGAGAGGCAACGGGUUCAUAG